Molecule: messenger RNA, 843 nt
Organism: Helianthus annuus (common sunflower)
Lineage: Eukaryota; Viridiplantae; Streptophyta; Magnoliopsida; Asterales; Asteraceae
Exons: 2
Coding region: 1-843 (280 amino acids)
Source: RefSeq, a predicted model, not a curated record
AUGUCUAACUUAUCAAAGCUUGAAUUCACCGCACUUGACAUCUCGGGUAACAACUACCUCCCAUGGACUCUUGAUGCUAAAAUUCAUUUGACAGCAAAUAAUUUGGGGGAGACAAUUAUUGAUGGUAAUCAAACUUCACCUCAAGAUCAAGCGAAAGCUAUGAUAUUCCUCCGCGAUCAUCUUCACGAAGAUUUAAAGCGGGAAUAUCUAACUGUUGGGGACCCCCUUGAAUUAUGGACAAACAUCAAAGAACGUUUUGACCACCAGAAGUUGGUCUUACUCCCCAAAGCCCGCUAUGAAUGGCUUCAUUUACGACUACAGGAUUUUAAGACUGUCAGUGAAUAUAAUUCUGAGUUAAAAUUAUGUGGUGAAAAACUAACCGAUGAAGACAUGCUUGAAAAAAGUUUCUCAACGUUAUAUGCCACAAACAUGCUCCGGUCGCAACAAUACCGGGAACAGACACUGAUUGGUACUACAUCUAGUGUCAGUAACCUUAUCAAAGGCUCCGGUAGAGCACAAAUAACAUUAUCUUCGGGUACCCAAUUAAGUAUUGAUAACGCAUUAUAUUCUAGUAGAUCCAGAAGAAAUUUGCUCAGCUUUAAAGACAAUCGAAAAAACGGUUACCACCUAAAAACAAUAGCUGAAAAUAAAAUUGAAUAUCUUCAAAUUACUUCAAGCAAAAAUGGUCAAGAAACCAUUGUUGAACAAUUAGAAGCCUUAUCCUCUGGAUUAUAUUGUACUAAUAUCAAUCCUAUGGAAUCAUACAUGUUGAGUAACCAAAAGCUGUUAGAUAAAGACACAUUCAAUAUAUGGCAUGACCGUUUAGGUCACCUGGUAGCAUAA